UUUAGAUUCUGAGUUGUAUAAUUAUUGGUCCUUGUUGAUGGUGUCUCCAGCUGGUGCCAACACCUGCUCCUCCUCGCCACUUUUACUGCCCACAACGCCACAAAUACGCCAUUAUGCCUAAGAAUAAGGGAAAGGGAGGUAAGAACAGGCGGCGAGGUAAGAACGAGAACGAAGCCGAGAAGAGAGAACUGAUCUUCAAGGAAGAAGGUCAAGAAUAUGCCCAGGUGACGAAAAUGCUGGGUAACGGCAGAUUGGAAGCUCUGUGUUUUACAGACGGUAUGAAGCGGCUCUGUCAUAUUAGAGGCAAGCUACGUAAGAAGGUUUGGAUCAACCAAGGCGACAUCAUUCUCCUAGGCCUACGUGACUACCAGGACAAGAAAGCCGACGUCAUCCUCAAAUACAACGCUGACGAGGCCCGCAACCUGAAAUCUUAUGGCGAGAUCCCAGAGUCCGUGAAGGUGAACGAGAACGCCACCUUCGUGGAGGACGGUAUGGAUGACGACAUUGAGUUCGAUGACUACUCUGAGGAGGAGGAGGAUGUCGUCAAUGAUAUUGAUGCUAUAUAAAGCAGUUGAUGGCUGUGUGUGUAACGGACGGUACAGGCGAUAGGCUCCGAGGGUGGCCAUUAGAUCAACUCGUUCCGGGAGUGCCAUUGGAAAUUCGAGUGGGACUUCCCAUCAAUCCUCGGAGAUUGACUCGAGGCAGUUCAGUAGAAAUAUAAACCGGAAUAAACUUAGUUUCCUAUUAUUUUUUUUUUUCUUGGUAAACCAUCCUGUUGGAAUAAUUUAUAUCCAGUCAGCUUUAUAAAGCGUCUAUAUCAAACCACUUUAUAUAAAGCCCCUCUAUAGAAAGCCAGUUCUUUGUAAAUGCCACUGAUAAAGUUUGAGAAUUGAACAGCACUUGCUUUAGAUGCCCUUUUUGCCCGCUGUUCAAUUUGACUAUCCUUUUUCAGUCCCAUUUACAAAAUAAGGCAGUGUAUGGAGAGAAGGUUUACAAGCAGUGAGUGCGGUAAAGCUGGGUGUUGCAUGCUUGGUUCCUAGUGUUGAACUUUAACCAUGGUUAGUGUGUUUGAACUUAUCCUUCUCUCACUACCCAGUUGUCACCAAGCUUAAUGGAACCUAUAAUUGAUAUUUUAUAUAAAGAAUAUUAUCCA
Molecule: messenger RNA, 1153 nt
Organism: Cherax quadricarinatus
Lineage: Eukaryota; Metazoa; Arthropoda; Malacostraca; Decapoda; Parastacidae
Gene: eIF1A
Product: eukaryotic translation initiation factor 1A
Biological process (GO): translational initiation
Cellular component (GO): cytoplasm
Molecular function (GO): translation initiation factor activity; RNA binding
Source: RefSeq, a predicted model, not a curated record